Messenger RNA from Limulus polyphemus (Atlantic horseshoe crab), 1261 nucleotides. RefSeq names its product glutamate receptor ionotropic, NMDA 2B-like. The transcript has 5 exons. Lineage: Eukaryota; Metazoa; Arthropoda; Merostomata; Xiphosura; Limulidae. The record is from RefSeq and is a predicted model, not a curated record. The annotation marks the transcript as partial.
CCCAUCAGGAGAACACAACCGUUAUGGAGACGAUUCUCAGGGAUAACAAUACAUGUUACUUCCCAAGAUGAUUGUUAAUACUUGUUAAAGGAGGAGCAGGAACUACAAGUAACUUUCGUCAAUCUUAUAGAGUUUAAAUAAUGGACAACUGAACGUAUUUUUCCAGGAUGAAACUCUCGGUUUUUCUUACAUGCCUGGCUUGCUUUCUGGCUGGAGUUUGGGCUGCAUUUCGUUAUCCAGCGUUUGAAGAACCCGCCCGAAAUUCUUCAAAAACACAAAUCACAUUUGGUGUAAUACUUCCCAAUACCCUGCUUAUCACAGUGGCAAGGUCUUACUUGAAAACACUCACCGAAUCUGUAGAAACUUUUACACUUAGUAGGCACGUUAAAUAUCAUUUUAAAAACCACUACAAAAUAUCUUCACCUUUUGGAGCAUCAAUGUCUUUGAACCCAAGUCCUACAGAAAUAUUAGACGUGUUAUGCAACAAGGUGGUGAAACGAAAUGUCGUUGCUAUUCUUUACUUCACUAACUCGAACAUAUUUGGCAGCAAUGCUGCAUCUGUGCAAUAUUUGUUACAACUCACAGCUUACUUGGGGAUUCCUGUGAUAGCAUGGAAUGCUGACAAUAUUGGCGUUGAGCAGCGAGUCUCAGAGUCGAGAAUUCUUCAGCUUGCUCCGUCAAUGGAACACCAGGCGGCUGCCAUGUUGGGACUCCUGAGGAGGUAUUUCUGGCACCAAUUCUCCAUCGUUACCACUCUUAUAGGUGGACACGAUGACUUUAUACGUGCCGUCAGAGAUCUCGUUCUGGAGAGUACAGAAUUUAGAUUUAAUAUUCUCGGAGUCUUCGUACUCAAAGGAAACACUAGAGACGAAGUAAGAGCUGAACUGGAACAUCUGAAGAAGAGCGACACCCGGGUCAUUCUGCUCUACGCUACCAAGGAGGAAGCAAUCAAUAUCACGAGCGCAGCAUACGAGUUGGGGAUGACGGGUAAAAACUAUAUGUGGAUUGCUAGCCAAUCAGUUGCUGGAUCAGGAACAGUCUACUCUGCUCCUGACCAGUUUCCCAUGGGUAUGUUAGCUAUUCACUUCAACGCCAGCACUAACGUACUAGAGGACGAAAUGGAACGAGCAAUAACUAUAUUUUUCCGUGGGUUAGAACUUUAUGUGAAAGAUCAACGAAACCACAAUCAAACUCUUACUCACAACUUACACUGUAAUGGUGUUGGAGAUACUCGAUGGAACCAUGGAGACACGUUCUUCAG